Messenger RNA from Paralichthys olivaceus (Japanese flounder), 2950 nucleotides. RefSeq names its product PHD finger protein 24 (gene phf24). Lineage: Eukaryota; Metazoa; Chordata; Actinopteri; Pleuronectiformes; Paralichthyidae. Gene Ontology annotation, molecular function: transcription corepressor activity; calcium ion binding. Gene Ontology annotation, cellular component: nucleus; cytoplasm. The record is from RefSeq and is a predicted model, not a curated record.
CCCUCAUUUAACUUCAGCGGUCGCACCGACAUCGUCUCCUCCUCUUCCUCCUCCUCCUCCUUCUGUUUCUCCUCCUGCUGAGGGAGUAGCUCGGGGAAGGGAAGAGAAGAAACAAGACUUCAGCACCGGAGCUGUCCGCGGCUCCUGUGCGUGAUCUCCGCGGGACCGUGCGGAGGGGGAAGGAAUAAAAAAAAACUGCGGUGCCAUUCAUCCCUCUGCGGGGCGCACACUCUUCAUUCCGAGCCGUGCCAUGCUGCACAGCCGGGCUUGAGACAGGAAGGAUAAAGUCCCCAAUAAGUCGCGGUGAACAGCCUGUACCUUUUUUUUACGCCAUGGGCGUGCUCAUGUCAAAGAAGCAGCAGGUGGAGAAGGUGCAGAAAUGCAACGCCGUCGUCUCUGCCUUCCAGGCCGGCAUCAAGGACCGUGCCACCCCCGGGGCCGACCAGACGGAGGGAGACGAGGAGGAAGGAGACGGGCCCGUCAGAACUUCAGCCAACCCUGAUGCGAAGAACGCGGAGGAGGCAGAGAAGGAGGAAACGGACAAUGGCGCGGCUCCGUCCACCUCCCAGCAGGCCUCGGUUGCAACAAGGGACGACUGCAAGGUCAACAACGAGGCGUGGUCGAGGUUACGGGACGGGAAGGGGGUGGAGCCUGAGGAUCUUGACAAGUCCCAUCAGCUCACACCGCCGGCGUUCGUGCGGCCCAAAAGGGAAUCGGACGACGACCAGCCGGUGGAGGUGGAGCUGGAAAAGAAAGAGCAGCCGCCAAGAGACGAGAUGUGUGACGUGUGCGAGGUGUGGACGGCCGACGACCUGUACCCCUGCAGGGUCUGCACGAGGGUGUUUCACGACGGCUGCCUGAGGGAGUUGGGCUACCUGCGCGCCGAGGCGUUGCAGGAGAUGAGAGACACAGCCCACACGGUUACCGGCUGGAGCUGCUACUAUUGUGAUAAUCUGAAUCUUCUCCUGACAGAGGAAGAGAUGUACAGCCUCAUGGAGACGUUCAAGCAGUGCAAGAUCAUCCCAGAGUCGUGCCUGGUGUCAGAUGAGCUGCUGCAGUACCGCCACUUUGUGUCCAAGCAGCAGUUUGAUAAGGACCUGACGGACGAGCAGGAGGAGGAGGUCCUGGCCCAGUUCGCGUCGCUGGAUCCCGAGAAGAAGGGUCACAUUGAGUGGUCGGACUUCCUCUACUUUGAGUCUCUGGCCAUGUUGAGGAAGUUUCGCACAGAGAACUCGAUGAUGCGCCUGUUGACUGCCAAGGAGAGGGACAAAGCACGGUCUGUGUUCCUGGGUCUGGAUCUGGAUAAGGACGGCUUGAUCACAAGAGCAGAGUGUCGCCAGGCCCAGUCGUCCUGGUUCCACAAUCCCAACAAGGACUCGCAGUCGUGCAACGUGAGACUCAUGGGACUCUGCUCUCCUAUGAAUUGUGGUAUCAGUCAAGUGGGCCCCAUGUGUGAGAGCAGUCCAGGCAGCUCUGGCAGCGAGAGGAGCAAGACUGGUGAUGGCAGGCCGGUGACCUGGGCAGACUUUUUAAAGGAGAGCGCCAUCUACAUUUUGGCUGCACGCCCCAAUAGCUCUGCCAUGCACAUCCAUCUGCCUCUAUAGUCCAGGACGCUCCACGGCACCCGAGCAGAGAGCGAGAGGGAGGGGGUGAGAGAUCGAGGCUGUACCCUGCAGUCUACAGAUGAGCGGAGGAAGACGAUGACAUGAGGAAGGCAACUGGAGAGAGACAGCACAUCCAGUCGUUGACAGAACCUCUCCUCUUCAGCGUCACCUCAAUCCACAAACACUGACUACACACACCGACGACACGAGUGACAGCUGUCACGGGUUUCCAAUUCUAAAACCUGACGGCUUCCCAAAAAAAAACAACACACACGAGAGAGAGAGAGAGAGAGACACUCACGACUAGUCCGUCAGUUAGUCAGCGAUAUUUCUGAAGCUCCACACACAAUCAGACGAGCUCUCAGGCUGCUCACACUCUUCUUUUAAAACGAUAAUUACUGCAGCACUCCACGGCCAUCACGCUGAUAACAAAGCUCUCCAUGCAGGUACAUUAAUUUGACAGGCUGUUCCUCUCUCAAGUAUCCAAUCCUGUGGGCCUCAUCAGGGCCUAAUAAUAACUCCAUGCUACUGUGAUGGGAUCGAGUUAUUCACCAUCACAACUGUUAAUCACGCAACACAGAGGCACAUGCAAAUUCAUUACUGGCACUGUUUGACAAAUGGAUUCACUUCUGGGAGUAGAUUUAACCUGCGGCUGCGAUUAUCAGCACGUGUACCAACCAGGAAUGAUAGCUACCCGCAUACAUAUAUCAGAACUGCUAUAAAUUAUUAUUAUCCAUUAAAAUGACAUAUUUAUUCCUGUAUCCUCUGGUGUAUCCUCUGUUUUCCCCCCAUUUUCAUCCAAGAGUCUGUGUUCUCCUGACAUGUGAAAAAGAAUGGGAACAAGACGAGUAAACAACAUGUGUAUAUAUAUAUACUGUCAUACUUAUAGUACUUUCUGUCCUGUUGCUCUCUCCGAGCUGAACUUUGGCAAAGUGGGAACAUCCGCUAUCCUGUUCUAUGGUGUCGUUAUUUGCACAGUUGGGAAUGAGAUGCAGUCGGACUAGUGUUUGACACGAUCACGUAUUGAAAGGCGGAAAGAAAACGGGGAGAUCCGGUGCAAACGUUUGUCUUUUGUUAAUAUGCAGACGCAGUAUUUAAACUUCGUAUUUAAGGCGUGGUGGGAAAUCUAUAAUGUUGCAAGAUAUACGACCAUUUAAAUGCACAUGAAAAUGCCCCUAGAAUCACUAGAAAUAUAUUGAAUAGAGCUCAUGUUGUGUUUAUGCCUUUAAAGGAGGUUUGAUGCCAGGUCCUUUUACAGUGAAUACAAAACGGUGGUGACAUGAGUGUUGAUGGUCUGAGGGAUUUGUCACAGUGCUGAAAUAAAUGCAUGGCAUUUACUCUCCUUC